AAGUUAAGAAAAGCCUGACAGCAAUGGGAGCAGAGAAUGGAGCAUUUCCCGGAGUCAGCAGCCAUCACUUGGAGUAUCUGUUUCACGUUAUCCUACAGCGAACCUGCAGCACUCUGUUCAAACUCUGAAGGGCUCCAACAAGCAUCCUGUUAUACCUGUAGCACAGCUUCAUCCAGGAUACACAUGCAACAUGAACUCUGAAUGUGAACCACGUUCUAUAGUACAGCAAAGUCCAUUAGUACGCCAGAGAGCUAACAAAGAAAAGAAACCAUAUAAAUGUCCUGAAUGCAAUAAGUGUUUCAAGAAAAGGGGGAUUCUAGUCAUACAUGAAAGGACUCACAUGGUAGAGAAACCAUAUAAAUGUACUGAAUGUAGUAAGGGUUUCAGACAAAGGGGGGAUCUAGUAAUACAUGAAAGGAUUCACACAGGAGUGAGACCAUAUAAAUGUCCUGAAUGCAGCAAGUGUUUCAAACAAUGUAGUCAUCUAACAGCGCACAAAAGGUGUCACAUUGAGAGAGCAUAUAAAUGUCCUGAAUGCAGCAAGUGUUUCAGAGACAGAAGAGAUCUAGUAAUCCAUGAAAGGAUCCACACGGGGGAGAGACCAUAUAAAUGUUUUGAAUGCAGCAAGGGUUUCACAACAACUAGUAGCCUUAGACUUCAUAUGUUAGUUCACCAAGAAAAGAAACUGUAUAAAUGUCCUGAAUGCAACAAGUGUUACAGACAUAGGGGGACUCUAGUAAUACAUGAAAGAACUCACACGGGGGAGAAACCUUAUAAAUGUCCUGAAUGCAGCAAGUGUUUCAGAGACAGAAGAAUUCUAGUAAUACAUGAAAGGACUCACACAGUGGAGAAACCAUAUAAAUGUCCUGAAUGCACCAAGAAUUUCACAACAACUAGUAACCUUAGAGUGCAUCUCUUAGUUCACAAAGAAAAGAAACCAUAUAAAUGUCCUGAAUGCAAUAAGUGUUUCAGACAAAGGAGGAGUCUAGAAAUACAUGAAAGGACUCACAUGUUAGAGAAACCAUAUAAAUGUGCUGAAUGCAGCAAGGGUUUCACAACAACUAGUAGCCUUAGACUUCAUCUGUUAGUUCACAAAGAAGAGAAACCAUAUAAAUGUUCUGAAUGCAAUAAGUGUUUCAGACAAAGAGGGACUCUAGUAAUACAUGAAAGGACUCACACAGGGGAGAGACCAUAUAAAUGUCCCGAAUGCAAUAAGUGUUUCAGACAAAGGGGGAAUCUAGUAAUACAUGAAAGGACUCACAUGGUAGAGAAACCAUAUAAAUGUGCUGAAUGCAGCAAGGGUUUCACAACAACUAGUAGCCUUAGACUUCAUCUGUUAGUUCACAAAGAAGAGAAACCGUAUAAAUGUCCUGAAUGCAAUAAGUGUUUCAGACAAAGAGGGACUCUAGUAAUACAUGAAAGGACUCACACGGGGGAGAGACCAUAUAAAUGUUCCAAAUGCAAUAACUGUUACAGACAAAGAGGGUCUCUAGUAAUACAUGAAAGGACUCACACUAGGGAGAGACCAUAUAAAUGUCCUGAAUGCACCAAGGAUUUCACAACAACUAGUAACCUUAAACUGCAUCUGUUAGUUCACAAAGAAAAGAACUGUAUAAAUGUCCUGAAUGCAACAAGUGUACCAGACAAAGGGGGACUCUAGUAAUACAUGAAAGGACUCACACGGGGGAGAGACCAUAUAAAUGUCCUGAAUGCAGCAAGGGUUUCACAACAACUGGUAGCCUUAGAUUACAUCUGUUAGUUUACAAAGAAAAUAAACUGUAUAAAUGUCCUGAAUGCAAUAAGUGUUUCAGACAAAGGAGGGCUCUAGUAAUGCAUAAAAGGAUUCACAUGGGGGAGAGACCAUAUAAAUGUCCGGAAUGCAAUAAGUGCUUUAAACAAAGGGCGAAUCUAGUAAAACAUGAAAGGACUCACACAGCGAAAAGCAAACUCUAAAGAUGUGGAGAAAUUAAAAAAGGAAAGCAGCCUUUAAAGAAGGAAAACUAUAGCACCAGGAAAACAUCAGUUUGGGACAAGAAUGUGAUGUAAAAGAACUUGAGCAAGAGGGAGUAUAUAAAUACUUUGGAAUUGAUGAAGGAUCAGCAAUAAAACAUGAACAAAUGUGAGUAAAACUUAGCAAGGAGUACAUUAGAAAAGUGGAUAGAUGAACAAGUCAGCAAGCAAAGGAGAUUAGAAGUGCUGAAGUUGAAUUCAUCCUCAAGUCUUGGCGAGUACCUUCACGAGG
Messenger RNA from Protopterus annectens (West African lungfish), 2242 nucleotides. RefSeq names its product zinc finger protein 501-like. Bases 191 to 1660 code for a protein of 489 amino acids. Lineage: Eukaryota; Metazoa; Chordata; Ceratodontiformes; Protopteridae. The record is from RefSeq and is a predicted model, not a curated record. The transcript is spliced from 3 exons.